Messenger RNA from Sphaeramia orbicularis (orbiculate cardinalfish), 2533 nucleotides. RefSeq names its product DEAD (Asp-Glu-Ala-Asp) box polypeptide 27 (gene ddx27). The coding region runs from base 106 to 2421 and encodes 771 amino acids. The transcript is spliced from 21 exons. The record is from RefSeq and is a predicted model, not a curated record. NCBI's taxonomy places the organism in Eukaryota, Metazoa, Chordata, Actinopteri, Kurtiformes, Apogonidae. Gene Ontology annotation, cellular component: cytosol. Gene Ontology annotation, molecular function: ATP binding; nucleic acid binding; RNA helicase activity.
CACACGUGUGUAUGUAAGCGAGACUGAUCCAAGCGUUGGACCGUUUAAAACCCUCCAAAACCCCUCUUAUAGGACCCGUUCAGACCCGGUCCGCUGUCCACCGCCAUGCUGGAGCAACUCGGUCUGAUUGGCACGAUCCGGGACGAGGACCAGAGCCCCGAGGAGCCGGACACCGAGUCCGAACCGGAGGACCAGCCCAUCAUCCUGAACAGGAAGAAGAAGUUUGGGAAGCAACACCGCGGAGCGCAAGACUUUAAUGCUGACUUUGAGUUUGGAGAGAGAGAUGGAGUGAAGGAUGACGAUGACUGGGCUCUGGCUGACGUCAUGAAACAGCUGAAGAAGAAGAGGACUCUGACCACUCUGGACCAGAAAAUAGAGAAAAUCAGGAAGAAGAGGAAAGCGGAGGAAAAAUCUGCUCCUGAAAAGAACCAGGAUGAAGAUGAAGGGGAGGAGGAGAAGGACGAGGGGGAGGGGGAGGAGGAGGGUGAACAGGAAGAUGUGAAGCCUGAGACUGCAGAAGCUAAAGAAGAUGAUGGAAUUGAGGAAGAGGAUGAAGAUGACGACGAGGCAGAAUUUGACUCAGGAGAUGAGGAGAUACUAACCAAGUCAGACACCCUGAGAGACAAAGAACGCCGUGGGAAGAAGAGGAAGGCAGGAGACGAGGCUCCGGAGGAGUUUUAUGAAGAUGCGUCUCAGUUUGACGACAAACUGACCUUUGAGGACAUGAACCUGUCCAGACCCAUCCUGAAGGCCAUCACAGCUCUGGGCUUCAAACAGCCAACUCCAAUCCAGAAGGCCUGUGUUCCGGUCGGUCUACUGGGGCGAGACCUCUGCGCUUGCGCUGCUACUGGGACAGGAAAAACGGCAGCUUUCAUGUUGCCAGUGUUGGAGCGUUUGGUUUAUAAGCCCAGGACGUCCCAGGUGACCCGGGUGUUGGUUCUGGUUCCAACUAGGGAGCUUGGAAUCCAGGUUCAUUCUGUGGCCCGGCAACUGGCCCAGUUCACCUCCAUCACCACAUGCCUGGCUGUCGGUGGACUGGACCUGAAGGCUCAGGAGGCGGCGCUGAGGGCAGGUCCAGACGUUCUGAUCGCGACACCAGGUCGUCUGAUUGAUCAUCUUCACAACACACCGAGCUUUGAGCUGACGCACAUAGAGAUCCUGAUCUUGGACGAGGCCGACAGGAUGUUGGACGAGUACUUCGAGGAGCAAAUGAAGGAGGUCAUCAGACUGUGUUCCUACAACAGACAGACUAUGCUGUUUUCCGCCACCAUGACUGAGGAGGUGAAGGACCUGGCAGCGGUUUCACUAAAACAGCCAAUCAGGAUCUUUGUAAAUAGCAAUACAGACGUGGCUCCAUUUUUACGGCAAGAAUUCGUCCGAAUCCGACCGAACAGAGAGGGUGACAGAGAGGCUGUGGUGGCUGCCCUGCUGACUCGUACUUUUCAGGACCACGUCAUGCUGUUCACUCAGACCAGGAAACAGGCUCAUCGGCUGCACAUCCUACUGGGACUGAUGGGCCUGAAGGUCGGAGAACUCCAUGGAGAACUGAGCCAGAACCAGAGACUGGAGAACCUCAGACGGUUCAAAGACGAGCAGAUCGACGUGUUGGUGGCGACUGAUGUUGCGGCUCGAGGUCUGGACAUCGACGGCGUGAAAACGGUGAUAAACUUCACGAUGCCGUCGACAGUCAAACAUUACGUCCAUCGUGUGGGUCGAACGGCUCGCGCCGGUCGUUCUGGACGGUCAGUGUCGCUGGUUGGAGAGACGGAGAGGAAGACGCUGAAGGAGGUGGUGAAGUCAGCCAAGAACAGCGUCAAGGCCCGAGUCCUGCCACCUGAGGUCAUCCUGAAGUUCAGAGAUCUGAUCUCCAAACUAGAGAAAGAUGUGGACGCUGUGAUGAAACUGGAGAGAGAAGAAAGAGAACUGGCAGCAUCUGAGGCCAAGUUGAGUGUCGCCCAGAAGCGUCUAGAGGGUUCUACCAGUGAAUCUCAGAGAACCUGGUUCCAGACCCAGCAGGAACGAAAACAGAGUCGCAUGUCAAAGGCUCUGCAGGAGUUCGACCUUGCUCUGCGAGGGACGAAGAAAAGACAAAAGUUCCUGAAGGACGGAAAGAAGAAGGAGAUGACGGCUGAGGAGCGCGCUCAGUUUGAGAUCCUCAAGGCUCAGAUGUUCGCCGAGCGAGCAGCGAAGAGGGAUCGACGACAGAAGAGGGCGAGAGCAAUGCCAGAAGAGGAGGCGCCGUCUAAAGCAGCCAAUCAGAAAAAAGGAAAAGGUGGCAGGAAAUCUGUGUUCGACAAAGAGCUGACGAAUACGAGCAGCAAAUCUCUGAAACAGUACAGAGCUGGACCAUCCUUCGCAGACAGGAAGCGUCUCGGUUUGGACAGGAAGCGUUCAGGUGGAUCCAGGUUCAAGAGGAAGUGACAUCACAGCCUGUGUCAUCCAUGUUUCCUCCUCCACAUGUUCUAUUUGUGUUCACUGUUUAAAUGCUUAACUUUUGUUUUCUUUGUUAAAAUAAAAUCGAAUAAACCUACAA